Molecule: messenger RNA, 1179 nt
Organism: Penicillium canescens
Lineage: Eukaryota; Fungi; Ascomycota; Eurotiomycetes; Eurotiales; Aspergillaceae
Product: SGNH/GDSL hydrolase family protein
Exons: 4
Coding region: 1-1179 (392 amino acids)
Source: RefSeq, a predicted model, not a curated record
AUGCCUCAACUGGUCGAACCAGCUAACCUCCCCCCUGCUCCAUUUAAUGGAUCCACGUCUGUCUUCGUCAACACCACCAUCCGCCAAACUAUCCAGGUUUCAUUAGAAGCACAAGAGUUUCGUCUUCGCCUGUCCAACUCAUUCGGUGUGAAUCAACUCAAUAUCACCAGCGUGACUGUUGGUUUGCCAGCAACACAGCAAGCAGGGACUAGUGUUGCGCAGUUUGAAUCGUUGAGACCAGUUCGUUUCAGUGGAAACCCGAGUGUUCUGAUUGCCAAUCGCGGACUGGCAGUGUCUGAUCCAAUUAAACUUCCCAUAAAGGCUAGAUCUAUUCUCAUUAUCAGCAUUUAUCUUGAAAACGGACAGGAGGGGUUUGCUAUUACGGGCCACCCGGGGAGUAGGACUACCUCAUACUUGACCAUUGGGGAUUGGACCGGUGCACGAAAUAUUACGGACUCGUCUGCUCAAACAACGGAUCAUUGGUAUCUCAUCAGUGGAGUGGAGGCUUGGCUUCCUUCUCGAUCCAGUGGCUUCGUGAUUAUCGGAGACAGUAUCACCGAUGGCCGGGGAAGCACUACAAAUGCAAACAAUCGUUGGCCGGAUUUGCUUUUGAAAAAAAUGCAGAAACAUGACUCCACGUCGAAUAUUGCGACCCUCAACCAAGCGGCUGGAGGAAACCGCAUUCUCCAAGAUGGCCUCGGUCCCAGUGUACUCAGCCGUAUUGACCGAGAUGUGCUAGCGCAAUCAGGUGUGCGGUAUGCCAUGAUUUUCGAAGGUGUGAACGAUAUUGGUGUCGGGAGCACCGAUGCUGUCUCACAGGCCGAGAUAGACAAAAAACUUGUGGCAGCAUAUAAACAGAUCGUGACACGGAUACAUGCUUUAGGUAUCCCUGUUUUUGGUGCUACCAUUACUCCGUUCGGCUCACCCUCUACCUCUGAUUAUAAACAGCCCUAUUCGGAUCCGGGGCGUGAGAAGACUCGUGAACGAAUCAACGCGUUUAUCCGGGAAAGCGGCAUAUUUGAUGCCGUGCUUGACUUCGAUCGAGUACUGAGAGAUCCACAAGCCCCGUCUCAGCUGUUGGGGAAGUAUGACUCGGGUGAUCAUCUGCAUCCUAAUGUUGCGGGAUAUCAAGCUUUGGCAGAUUACUUCCCUCUUGAUAUCUUCUCGGGUUCAGUUUGA